UUCUAUUGUCCAGUCUAGAAAAAUGUUUCGAGAAAGGAAAAUCAGUUCGCCCAAGCGAUUUGAGGAGAAAGUCGUCGACUUUGAUAUAAAAAAGCUACAUGGGGAACGACUAUUCAGCGUCAGUGAUACGUUUGGUGGUCGUGAUGAGGACGACGACUCUGCGUCAUUCGAGAACGAGGCGGUACAAUAUUGGAAAAUCUUUUUCGACUUUUCCUUCUACACUUUGCUAACGCCAUUCCGAUUUUCAUGGGACAAAACGACUGGACUUUAUAAGAUGAAGCGUUCAGCACUGCAGAUUUUUCUUCAAUGGGCGCUUUACUCUUGCUGCACCGUGUACUUCCUCCUCCGAGUACAGAAAAUGUCUGAAAUGGACCCCAUCGAAAACCCAUCCCUUUAUUUCCAAGUGGCCUACUACUUCUUCGACACAACGUUCCUCGUUGCGCUCUUUUUAUCAUUUGGACGUCAGGCGCAAAAGGUCAUGGGUGUAUUCAGAGAUCUGCAGACGAACAACCAGAAGUUCUACAGGGACUAUAGAAAUGCAGCCAAGACUCGUAGAAUUUCGGCUACGAUUUGUAUGGGCUGCUUGGGAACGCUGGUGCUCCAAAUUCUCGAAACCUUUAAAGAUCAGGAUUGGAGUUGGACAGGCUUUUGGGGGUAUUGGAUGGACGAUGCCGCGUGGGCCUUUGGCGCUAAACCCCUGACCGAUAUCUGUCCGAUCUGCUUUGGUGUGCUCGCCAUAACCGGAAGUUUGCUUGAAAAGCUGUUCAACGCAUUUUCCGACGUCCUCUUCACAAUGACGGUCCUCAUGUGGAGCAACAUGGUCAACAGUUUCUACGACGCAAUGCAGCAGACGGAAGCUGCUGGUGGGGCAACCGUUGAACCCGUUGAUGUGUUGGACCACUAUGCGUGGCUCAAGCUGAUCACGAAAAGGAUGAAUUUCGCCAUGAGUCUCAUAAAUGGCGCCUUUAUCGCUGGAAAUUUACCAUUCUAUGCAACCAACGUUUUCGAAGUGUUUGGAGACGCAAACAUAUUCAUGAGGUUGCGGUAUAUGUUCUAUUGCAGUUACUGGUAUCCAUCCUUAUUCAUAGCGGCCGCAGCAAAUGCAAAGUUCGAACAUGUGAAAGCGUGGAUUUGCAAGGAGGAAAAUUAUUCCCGUGUUCCGGACCAUAAACUGAGGGUAUUUCUCCACGAGAUCAGUUAUCACACGGUGGGCAUUAGUUCGUUUGGAAUAAUCACGGUGACCUGGCAUUCUGUCGGAUCUAUAAUCAGUAUAAUCAUGACGUACGCCUUGAUGAAAUCUCAACUCAAUAGUGUCGUACCUGCUGAAGGGGAUUCUACUAUGAACGAUACAAGUAUUAUCCUGGUGCAAAACUAUACCGCAAGAAGCUUGUUGUGGUGAUAAGCUGGUCGAACAAUGAAUACGGGGACUAUAACUUUACUCGACAAAUUGUCUAUUUUAUUAUAAUUAAAUAAAUAUAACGCAGUAUAAUUAUAGCUUUA
This is a messenger RNA of Folsomia candida, 1500 nucleotides long. RefSeq lists its product as uncharacterized. The coding region runs from base 23 to 1399 and encodes 458 amino acids. Lineage: Eukaryota; Metazoa; Arthropoda; Collembola; Entomobryomorpha; Isotomidae. The record is from RefSeq and is a predicted model, not a curated record. The transcript has 8 exons.